GAGCCACAGCUGUUCGAGGGAAAAAAAAGAGCCUCGUGGACACGUGGCGUUAUCGCUAUAUAUAUAUACAUACGAACAAGGGAUUCUGCAGCAGCGAAAGUUUAAAAAAAGUAACGACACGACGCUUACGUAUUAUACAAGAAUCGAAACUUUGCCUGCGUCAUUGCGGAAAUUGAGUUUUUUUCCUCAAACUCUGAAAAAUUUUCGUUCAAAAUUCCAUUAUCGAAUGCAUCAAGGCCACGCAGUGAUAAUAACGCUCUAUAAUGAAUAGACGUCUCGAAUUACCCAUUAGAGGCCCAUUACACAGGUACUUUUAAACACUCGCGCUACGAGAGAGAGAGGCGCGUGUCUCGAGCGAUUAAUGCUCGUGAAAAUUCAACCCCUGCGCGACUCGCAGCAGGGGGAGCUCUGCGAAUGAGUCAUACUGCGGAGGGUGAAUCACGCGAUCCGUUUCGCAGCGAUGGGCUCUUUUCGCGCAAGCGGGACACGGUGUUAUAUAGGCGGGGAUUUUUUUACGAGGACCAUAAGUAUAUGCAGUAACGCGUGAGCCACAAGACGAUCCUGAGUAUAGGGUGGUUUGGAUUUUUCGUCCUUUUUGCACACGAAGAGUGCAAACAAUUGCGCUCUUUACUAUGUUCUAGCUCUUGUUCGCAGUCACGGAGGCCGUGGCUGUGUUACAGAGAGAAGGAGAGCCAGCAAAAACGAGGGCAGCUUCAGCGACAUUCAAUUAUUUCUGUUGAGCCCUGACGUCGAUCUAGCUCUAUAACCAAAAAAAAAAAGUUGCGCCAUAGCAAUGGAUCGUUGAUCGCGGUUAUAUCACAUCUCUCGAUAAGAAUAAGCUCAGAGCAUGGCUACCGCCGCAGCAGCUCCCGCGAUCCCGCCAGAGCAGGACAACAAAUCGAUCGCCGCGAAAGCAGGCCUCUUCCUCAAACUGUACUGGCGCGUGAUAGUCGUCGUAGCCUGGCCGCUGUUUCUCCUGCCGUUCCUCCUAGCUUACGACCGCCUGGAAACGAGAUGCGCCUUCGUGGUCCUGCUGAUGGCGAUGUUCUGGGUGACCGAGUCGAUCCCCCUGCCCAUGACGUCCCUCCUGCCGCUGGUCCUGUUUCCCAGCCUGGGUAUCCUCAGCACGGCCGACACCUGUCUCUGCUACAUGAACGACACGAUAAUGGUCUUCAUCGGUGGCCUCAUCCUGGCCAUCGCCAUCGAGCACUGCAACCUGCACAUGCGCAUCGCCCUCGGGGUCAUGAGGUUCGUCGGCUGCAGCCACCGGAAGCUACUGGCUGGACUGCUGGCCGUCACCACCUUCCUCUCCAUGUGGGUCUCCAACACCGCCUGCACCGCCAUGAUGGUGCCGAUCAUCUUCGCGGUGCUGCAGGAGCUCGAGAAGGAGGGCCUCGGAAAGGUGUUCGAUUACAAGGAGGGGGAUCCCGAGGACCCGGAAAGCGAGAGAGAGCCGACGAAGGUGACGAAGGCCUACCUCCUCGGCGCGGCUUACUCGGCGACUUUCGGUGGUACCGCGACGAUCGUCGGCACCGGCACCAAUCUCACCUUCAAGGGCAUCUUCGAGAGCUCCUUCCCCCGAGCCGACGGCAUCAACUUCACCCAGUGGAUGAUCUGGGCGACGCCCCAGGCUCUGGUCAACAUCGUCAUCACCUGGCUCUACGUCCUCGUCUUCUACAUGGGCAUGUUCCGGCCCGACAGCCAGGACGCCAAGGACGCCAGGAUCGGUAGCGAGGGAGAGGCCAUCGCCAACAGGCAGGUGAUGAUGGAAAAAUACAGGAAGCUGGGCAGGAUGAGCUUUCACGAGGGCGCAGUCAGUGUUCUCUUUGCCCUGUGCGUUUGCCUCUGGUUCUUUCGUCGGCCGGGAUUCGUUACUGGCUGGUCCGAGCUACUGUCCGACAUAGACAUCAGAGACUCCACGCCGGUCAUGUUCGUCGCGAUUCUCAUGUUCGUCAUCCCCAAGGAGCCGUCGUUUCUCUACGUCUGCAGCAAAGACGCCAACAAAAGACCCACGAGGUCGUCGGAGGGUUUGAUCACGUGGAAAGCCAUCGAGAGCAAGAUGCCCUGGAGCCUGAUGUUUCUGCUGGGCGGUGGCUUUGCUAUCUCCAAGGGUAGCAACGAGUCUUGUCUGUCGAAGAGAAUAGGAGAAUCGCUGUCUCCGCUGAAGGAACUGCCGCCUUUUUUAAUCCUCUGUAUAACUUGCCUCUUCACUGGUACAAUCACGGAAUUCACGUCGAACAUUGGAAUAGCCAACAUCAUGCUACCGGUCAUCGCUCAAAUGAGCGUGGCAGUACAGAUACAUCCCUUGUACGUGAUGAUCCCGUCGGCGCUCAUGUGCUCGUACGCUUUUCGACUUCCGGUCGGAACGCCACCGAACGCCAUCAUCACCGUGACCGGUGAACUGCCGGUGAAGAGUCUCAUGCUCGGCGGCUGCGGACCCGCGAUUUACAGUUUUUUCGUCGUCAUCGCCAUGUUCCCGACCUGGGGCGCCUACGUGUACAAAAUAAAGGACUUUCCCGACUGGGCCAGGCCAGACAACAAAUUGGUUGGAGGCCACGUUUGCUAACUUAAGUCGUAAGCCUACAUCGCGUUUCAGUUUUUCACGUAGUACUUUAAUUCCGGUAAAAAUAGAGUUUAUUAACUUUUCAAUGCUAUUUUUUUUUCUACCCAAGAAAGUUAAUAUUUUUUUGUAAUCUUUGCAAAAAGAAAACAAAACCUUAAAAAAUAAA
Molecule: messenger RNA, 2729 nt
Organism: Nasonia vitripennis (jewel wasp)
Lineage: Eukaryota; Metazoa; Arthropoda; Insecta; Hymenoptera; Pteromalidae
Product: protein I'm not dead yet-like
Exons: 9
Coding region: 848-2566 (572 amino acids)
Biological process (GO): citrate transport; monoatomic anion transmembrane transport
Cellular component (GO): membrane
Molecular function (GO): succinate transmembrane transporter activity; citrate transmembrane transporter activity
Source: RefSeq, a predicted model, not a curated record